GGAGCCUAUCAAGACCAAAGGAAAACUUCCUUCCUUUGCAAACCAGGAGGAGGAGGAGGGUGACGUUUGCAAAGGGCCAGGGAUGUGGUUCUUUGCCCGGGACCCGGUCCGGGAUUUCCCUUUCGAGGCCAUCAGCCCCCAGGAAUCGCCUUCGCCGCAGUUGCUGCAGCAGAGCAGAGUCUGGCAGCUGCACAAAGGGAAGAGGAAGGCGACGGGGGAACCAGUCUCCCUCUUUGUCCACGAUGUGAAGCCCAACUCCGAAGAGCAGACGCAACUCGCCAAGGCGGCCUUCAAGCACCUCAAGACCUUGCGCCACCCCAACAUCCUCUCCUACAUCGAUGGAUUAGAGACAGAGAAAUGUUUGCACGUGGUGACAGAGCCGGUGACGCCACUGCCUGCGCACCUGGAAUCGCAGGGAGACGGCGAGGGACUGAGCGAGAUGGAGAUUUCGUGGGGACUCCAUCAGAUUGUGAAAGCCCUCAGCUUCUUGGCGAACGACUGCCACCUGAUCCACAACAACGUCUGCGCGGCCGCCGUUUUCGUGGACCGCGCCGGUGAGUGGAAGCUGGGCGGUUUGGACUACAUGUUCUCGGCUCAGAGCGAGGGUCCCACAUCACGGAAAGGGGUCCCCGAACUGGACAAGUAUGACCCUCCGGAGUUGGGAGACGGCGGCAAAAGCGCCGGAGAGAAAUGGUCGGCGGACAUGUGGCGUCUCGGUUGCCUCAUCUGGGAAGUUUUCAACGGUCCGCUGCCCCGGUCAUCCUCCCUCCGGUCUUUCGGAAAAAUCCCCAAAUCCUUGAUCCCCCAUUACUGCGAACUGGUCGGCGCCAACCCCAAGCUGCGCCCAAAUCCUGCCAAGUUCUUGCAGAACUGCCGAAGUCCAGGCGGCUUCAUGGACAACAGCUUCGUGGAGACCAACCUCUUUCUGGAGGAGAUCCAGAUUAAGGAGCCCGCCGAACGCCAAAAAUUCUUCCAGGAGCUGAGUGCCAAUCUGGACGCCUUUCCGGAGGACUUCUGCCGACACAAGGUCCUCCCGCAGCUGCUGACCGCCUUCGAGUUCGGAAACGCCGGCGCCGUCAUCCUCACGCCACUUUUCAAGGUGGGCAAGUUUUUGAACGCCCAGGAAUACCAGCAAAAAAUCAUCCCUGUCAUCGUCAAGAUGUUUUCCUCGCCAGACCGGGCCAUGAGGAUACGGCUGCUGCAACAGAUGGAGCACUUCAUCCAGUACCUCAAUGAACCCACUGUCAACGGCCAGAUCUUUCCGCAUGUGGUGCAUGGUUUUCUGGACACCAACCCGGCCAUCCGAGAGCAAACGGUGAAGUCCAUGCUGCUCCUGGCGCCGAAGCUGAGCGAGAGCAACCUCAACGUGGAGCUCAUGAAGCACUUUGCGCGCCUCCAGGCCCGCGACGACCAGGGACCCAUCCGCUGCAACACGACUGUCUGCCUUGGCAAGAUCGGACCCUACCUCAGCGCCAGCACGCGGCAAAACGUCCUGAUCUCUGCCUUCAGCCGUGCCACGAAGGACCCCUUUGCGCCGUCUCGGGCAGCAGGAGUUUUGGGCUUUGCGGCCACGCAUAACUUCUACUCCAUGAAAGACUGUGCCUUCAAAAUCUUGCCGGUGUUGUGCACUUUGACACUGGAUCUGGAGAAAACCGUCCGGGACCAGGCUUUCAAAGCGAUCCGGAGCUUCAUGACCAAACUGGAGAAGGUCUCCGAAGAUCCAGACCAGCUCUCCGAACUUGAGAAAGACGUCCAUGCGGCGUCCGCUAGCCCAGGAACGGCGGCUAGUUGGGCCGGCUGGGCCGUGACGGGGGUCUCGUCUCUCACGUCGAAACUGAUCCGGACGAACACCGGGUCGGUACAGACUACAGAACCAGGGGCUGAGGAGGUCCCGGCCGCGGCAACAGCAGAGCCCCCCAAAACGGACGCGGCUGGACGCUCUCCGUCUGCCACUGGAGCAACGUCUCCUUCGCCGCGCCAUUGGGACCCGGAGGAAGACGCGGCGGAGGAGGAGAGCUCAGCUGAUCGAUGGGACGAUGAAGACUGGGGCAGUUUGGAGCAAGAAACUGAGCAGCCAAAGAGACAAUCCAGUCCAGACGACUGGAACAGCCCCGGAUGGUCAGAACCAGCGUCUUCGGCCAAGAAACCUGGAGGAAGGAUGACUGCCAGCGCCACAUCCCCGAAAGCAGAGCCUGACUGGAGCACCUCUGCCUGGGACCUGGAGCCCUCCUGGGGUACCAAAAAGGGACGCGGCCCCGCUGGGAACGAAGGCUGGGGUGGCAACAUUGAAGCAGACUUACUCUCAAAGGCUGCGGUUGCCCCGCCGGAAGGGACCAAGCUGGCCAGCGAGUACAACUGGGAGAGCAUCCCAGCUGCAGAGAAACCAGAUCCGUUUUCCUCUCUGGUGGAGAGGCCAACGACAGAGAGGCAGAAAAACACGGACGCAUUAGGAGACUGGGGCUUGGAAGAAAACUGGGAAGCUCUGGAUUCUGACCAAGGUCCCAGCAAAGCUGAACUGGCGCGGAAGAAACGGGAGGAGAGGCGGCAAGAGAUGGAGGCCCGGCGAGCUGAGAGGAAAGCGGCCAAGGGGCCUUUGAAACUGGGGGCCAGAAAGCUGGACUGAGACCCUGUUUUUACAAACAGUGCCGAAAACGCUCCCUCAGAGGUAUCUUUACCUAUAUCCCCAGGUAGGGUUUGGAGCUUUGUUUCUUUAGGGUGAGGAAAAGAAAACGGCUCUGUAGUUUGCCCGUUUGGGGUGCUCUUGGCGUCGUGAACGGAUCCACGUUUUUUUUCCAUGGCUUGGACUGGGUCUUGCCAAAAAACCGCUUUGGGCUCAGCGGCGAAUUCCUCCCCAUUGCGAUGGACAGGACUUGAAUCCAGAGGAGGAAAAAGAGGGCAGCUUCUCUCUCUCUGCCCUUAGGAUAGUCAUCACUGUACAGUUGCAAGUUUCCGGUAAGGUGUAUAUCUAUGUCCUUUUGUUGCCUGUUUUAUCGGUUUAUGCGGAAGCGAACGAAUAAAUUAAAUCUUUAAUGAAAGGGA
Sceloporus undulatus (fence lizard) is the source of this 3039-nucleotide messenger RNA. It is a transcript of the gene SCYL1, whose product is annotated as SCY1 like pseudokinase 1. The record is from RefSeq and is a predicted model, not a curated record. Gene Ontology annotation, molecular function: ATP binding; protein kinase activity. Bases 83 to 2623 code for a protein of 846 amino acids. NCBI's taxonomy places the organism in Eukaryota, Metazoa, Chordata, Lepidosauria, Squamata, Phrynosomatidae. The transcript has 18 exons. Gene Ontology annotation, biological process: protein phosphorylation.